This is a messenger RNA of Musa acuminata subsp. malaccensis (wild Malaysian banana), 921 nucleotides long. RefSeq names its product protein FLOURY 1-like. NCBI's taxonomy places the organism in Eukaryota, Viridiplantae, Streptophyta, Magnoliopsida, Zingiberales, Musaceae. The record is from RefSeq and is a predicted model, not a curated record.
UCCUGCCCUUGAUUUCUUUACAUUAUCCAGAAACUAAUCUUGUUGGAUUGAAGUGAAGUGAGGAGGGAAGCCAGUAGAAGGAUAAAUGGAUUUGGAUUGGAGAGAAGUCUGAGCCAGUAAUCUGAGGAGGAGGAAGAGCUGUCAACUCCUCUUCAUGGCAUCAGUUCCUGGCUUCUUGGCUUUUUUCUGUGGUUCUCUUGGUUUUCCUUCUCUUUCCAUUGCAUGCAACAUGUUUGUGUUGCCAAGCCUCUUGUUCUUAGGAUUGAGAGUAUGGUGCCUUGGGUUUCGCUUCCAGGAGCUCGAUAUGUUUCUCAGGCUGAUCCCAAAGGUACCCAUGAACUGGAAGAAGGAACUGUGUACUAAUGGUGGUGUUUGUGCUGCUUGCGGCACCAAAAUUGGAACUCGGAAGCCCUCUCAACCUGAAAGAUCAAAGAGAAAUAAGGUAUGCUUGCUUGAGCUGGGGAGUAGAAAUUGGACGAUCAGAAAUGGUUUCAAAGAUUUAUCUGAUGAAGAAGGGGAGAAUGAUGGACUCCAGGGAGAUGGUACAGUGAAGUUAAAGGAGAAGAUUGCAGAGGAAAGGAAGCAUCGGACCGCGGCGGUUUCUGAACCAGAGAAGGAGAGGGUAGCAGCUUCAUCGGCUGCCGACGAGGCCAUGGCCAAGAUUGCAAAGCUACAGAACGAGAAAGGACUGAUUGAGAGAGAAGCCCGGCUGUACCGCGAAAUGGCAGAGCAGAAGCAGUCGUAUGAUGAUAUGGUGAUCGAAACUUUGCAUUGGAUCAUCAUGAAACUUGAGGCAGGGAGAUCAGCAGACAUAAUGAGAACCACAGUGUAGGAUGGUGAAUGCUCAAGCAAAACUACAAGGUGGCGUUAGAAAGUUUGAGCAGAGCAAUGUCUGAAACUAUCUGGAGUUGCAAUGGUGGA